Molecule: messenger RNA, 2875 nt
Organism: Peromyscus eremicus (cactus mouse)
Lineage: Eukaryota; Metazoa; Chordata; Mammalia; Rodentia; Cricetidae
Gene: Pbx2
Product: PBX homeobox 2
Exons: 8
Coding region: 16-1407 (463 amino acids)
Biological process (GO): eye development; regulation of transcription by RNA polymerase II; embryonic organ development
Cellular component (GO): nucleus
Molecular function (GO): RNA polymerase II cis-regulatory region sequence-specific DNA binding; DNA-binding transcription factor activity, RNA polymerase II-specific
Source: RefSeq, a predicted model, not a curated record
GGGCCCCCCCCAGCCAUGGACGAGCGGCUGCUGGGGCCGCCCCCUCCGGGCGGGGGCCGGGGGGGCCUGGGGCUGGUGGGUGGGGAGCCCGGGGGCCCUGGCGAGCCUCCCGGUGCCGGAGACCCCGGAGGGGGAAGUGGGGGGGUCCCGGGAGGCCGAGGGAAGCAAGACAUCGGGGACAUUCUGCAACAGAUAAUGACCAUCACCGACCAGAGCCUGGACGAGGCCCAGGCCAAGAAACACGCCCUAAACUGCCACCGAAUGAAGCCGGCCCUGUUUAGUGUCCUGUGUGAGAUCAAGGAGAAAACUGGCCUUAGCAUUCGGAGCUCCCAAGAGGAGGAGCCAGUGGACCCACAGCUGAUGCGCUUGGACAACAUGCUUCUGGCAGAAGGUGUGGCUGGACCAGAGAAGGGGGGCGGCUCUGCAGCGGCGGCUGCAGCCGCAGCAGCCUCCGGAGGUGGCGUGUCCCCCGACAACUCCAUCGAACACUCAGACUAUCGAAGCAAGCUUGCCCAGAUCCGCCACAUCUACCACUCAGAGCUGGAGAAGUAUGAGCAGGCAUGCAAUGAGUUCACAACCCACGUCAUGAACCUGCUGAGGGAGCAGAGCCGCACUCGUCCUGUGGCCCCCAAGGAGAUGGAGCGUAUGGUGAGCAUCAUCCAUCGCAAGUUCAGCGCCAUCCAGAUGCAGCUGAAGCAGAGCACCUGCGAGGCGGUCAUGAUCCUGCGCUCUCGCUUCCUGGAUGCCAGACGAAAACGCCGGAACUUCAGCAAACAGGCCACCGAGGUCCUGAAUGAGUACUUCUACUCUCACCUGAGUAACCCUUACCCCAGUGAGGAGGCCAAAGAGGAGCUCGCCAAGAAGUGCGGCAUCACUGUCUCUCAGGUAUUCUGGGGGGCCGGGGGCAAAGCGUUCUCAGAUGUUACUUGGGGAGGGGGUCCUGGAGAAAGGGUUCUGUUUGACCCUCCCUGCCCAACACUGCAGGUUUCCAACUGGUUUGGUAACAAGCGAAUUCGCUACAAGAAGAAUAUUGGGAAAUUCCAAGAGGAGGCAAAUAUCUAUGCUGUGAAAACAGCUGUGUCAGUCGCCCAGGGGGGCCACAGCCGCACCAGCUCCCCGACGCCCCCUUCCUCUGCAGGCUCUGGCGGCUCUUUCAAUCUCUCAGGAUCCGGAGACAUGUUUCUGGGGAUGCCCGGGCUCAAUGGCGACUCCUACUCUGCUUCCCAGGUGGAAUCACUCCGACACUCAAUGGGGCCUGGGAGCUAUGGGGAUAACCUCGGGGGAGGCCAGAUAUACAGUCCUCGAGAAAUGCGGGCCAAUGGUGGCUGGCAGGAGGCUGUGACCCCGUCCUCAGUGACAUCCCCAACAGAGGGACCGGGAAGUGUUCACUCUGACACCUCCAACUGACCUUGCCCCUCAAGGUCACAGGGCUGGGGGCUCCCGCCAGGCAACACGUGAAGAGGACUUGGGCAUCUAAAGGACAAACCCCGACAGAAGCACAAAACAGAAGGGCGACUGGGGUCGUGCUCUCCCCAACUAGACCCAGUGCUGGGGUGCUGGCGACAUGGCAGGGAAAGUGGGGUGUCCCCUUUUCCUUUCUUCUCUUUCCCUCUCACACAGGAAACAUAUCUGUUUCUCAGAUCUCUCUCUCUCAAACCUGCACCGACAUACAACUGUUCUGUUUGUCUCUGGACUCCCUAUCUCUUUUCCCCACCCCACUUAUAUACUCUGGAAUCUGGAGACGUCAGCCCUGCCCGACCCAGAGAUGCCAAAAAUGGGGACUCCUGGACAGAGGCCCUGGGCCACCACCCCCACCCCCACCCCAUGCAUCCUGACCUUCUGCCCCUCCAGACGGCUUUAUUACCUCAUACGCAGCUCAUCUUAAACCAAUAGAAUCGCUCGGUGGACAAGAGUGUCUGACUCAGAUAUCUACCUCGGAGGGAGUUUCUGCUACUUUAGAAAAUUGUUGGCUGGGCUUUGGAGUUGUUUUUGUUUUUUGUUUUUUAGAAACCCUGGGAUCUGUCUGUAUUUUUUUUAUUGUUUUUGUUGGUAGUGGUGAUCCUUAAUUUUUAAUAGUUUGAAGAAGUAGGGAUUUUGGUGUGUGUGUGGGUUGUUUUUUUUUAAAUAAACAUACUGAUUUAUUUUUGUUUACCCAUGUGAGAAGUGAGAGCCAAAGGGGCCUAGUACUCGAACAAACACAGCUGGCAGCGGCUACUUGCUCCAGGCCUACCAAUGGGGAAGUGGAUUUUGCAGGACACCAUGUCCUCACCCUAGUCACUUAGGUGUUCUUAGCUUGUGCAGACAAAUCUCUGCUGUACUGAUGUGAGCACCAUGCCCUUCUAGCCUCUGUCUUCCCCUCCCAAUAACCUUUGGGCAAGGCUGGACUGAACUCAGUAAUUUUGAAAAAGUCAAAAGGCUUUUAAAAAAUUUUUUUUUAACUAUUUGCAGAGUGGAGAAGAAUGAAUGGGGAGGGUAUUCUUGCCAAAUAUGCUAAAUAUGGGCUGGGUGCUUAUGUGUAUCUCCCUCAGUUUCCCAGAAAUAAGUGUUUCUGUUCAUUUUUAAAUCUCAUGCCAAAAUCAAGGGGGUGGGGAGAAGAGGGAGGCCACAGAACGCAGGUAUGAGGGAAGGUAUAAGUUUUAUGGUCUCAUCUCAUCCUGAACCCUUCUAUCUGACCCCCUCAAACAUCCUCAGGAUCUUCAAGACUGUCACCAUGGGGAACUCCUCCCAUCAAAGACCCAGGCAGGAUUGAGGGAGUGUGACAAGAGGGUGGUGGGAGGCAGGGACCAGGGGCAGCUCUCUCCUCACUUGUAAACUUGUAGAUGCACAGAGAAAAAAAGAAAGAAACUGCAGUUUUAAAUAAAGAGAUUUCUUUUUU